AUGGCCCAAAACCAGAACGUGAACGUGUGGCGUGCCACGCACAUCCUCCUCUACACCUGCACCAUCGGGACAUCGCUGGGCGCGCUGCUGAGCUACCGCAACAUGAACUCGAGCCUGGAGACGACCAUGAGCAAGUGCAUGCUCUACACGCAGCCCUGGGUCGAGCUGAACGUCAAGACGGGCAACUGCCGCAUCGACCUGGCGCGCACCGAGUGGGGCGGCGACGGGCUCUGCAACUUCGUGCUCUUCUCCAUGCUCGCAUCGUUCGUGUACGGCGUCAUCUCCGUCUGGUUCUUCAUCAUGUGCGCGCCCAGCCGGAACUUACCCGAGGACGACAGCUUCGUGCACGUGUGGAAGAUAGUGCCACCGGCCACGGCUCUGAGCACCAUUCUCGCGCUACUCACUCUCAUUAUGGCCUGGCUGGUGACCAGCGGUGUCAACACCUUUUUCUACGAGCUCGAGUUACGCGUCCUGAGGAAUUGCACCACCCGUGCGGGCGGACCCGCGGCCUGGGAAAACGAUAGCGUGGCCACGCUCUACAACGAAAGACUCACGACGCAGAUCUUCGUGUGGCUUAUCGUGCUCUGUUGGGUAAUGGCGGCCUUGUCCCUUGUCUGCCGCUGCUUGACGGCUGCCGACUUUGGCGGUGGCGGAGUGAGUGUGCACCCUGGCGGUGAAUUGAUCUCCUAUCUCGGUGGCUUUCUGUCCUCGCUCUACCGGAACAGACGGGAGCCUGCAGCCGCCACGGCUCGGGUGACUGCCAGGCAGCGUCCUACGCUGGAGCAGCAAAGGCAGGUGUGA
Molecule: messenger RNA, 801 nt
Organism: Rhipicephalus microplus (southern cattle tick)
Lineage: Eukaryota; Metazoa; Arthropoda; Arachnida; Ixodida; Ixodidae
Source: RefSeq, a predicted model, not a curated record